UCCGGGCGCGUGGCUCGUGGAGGAGGGGCUGGGUCAGUGGCACCUUGAGGAACGUGGGAUCCACCAGACGCGGUGGGAGCCCAGCUCGCGGCUAGCAGCCCACCCCUCCGGUGCUUGCUGCACGUGGCUCUGGCCUCACAGCUUUUCUGUCCCGGUGCUGCAGCCAGGGGAGUCAGGCAAAGUGCUUGCUGCACUGAGUUCAGACCAGGCCCCACGUGGCCGGUGGGACUGGAGGAGCCUAGAGACGCCUCACCCACCUGUGGCAGGUGCCUGCGGCAGUGGGCAGGGAAUAUGGGUGGUUGGAGCUCGUGUCCUGGAGGUGCACUGACCCUUGUUGCUUCCCACUCUAAUGGCUGCUCAGGGUGGGCCAGCACACCGGUGGGACCCUGGGGUGCCCUAUCCCCCUGUCCCUGGGACUCGCUUGCCUUGCCUUCGUUGCUGUGCCUGUCUUGGAACUAACGUGCUGUGACGUGCUGCUGUUGCCCUGCUGUAACCCCGCGGGCUGCAGAGCCCAGGGCAUUGCCCUCUCCUUCACUCAGUCCUCUCCGGUCCCUCCCCCCAUCCCCAUAAGUAGGAACUAACUGGGGAAAGGAGAGACGAGACUUUCUGGUUUUGCAGUGACAGGGAAGUGGCCCUGCCUGGGCACUCUGCUCCCUGCAGGCGGGGUCGCCAGUGACUGCCCUCAGCAUUGCAGGAGGCCCAGGAUCGCUGGCAGGGUGGGUGCAGCUCCCUCCCCUCCUUGUAGCUGUCCUUUCCACCCGCCCCCCAGGCUGCUGCCAGCAGGCUCCCAGCUCUGGUGUGAUGCACCCUUGGCACGGAGGCACUGCCACUGCAUGCUGAGGCUUGCACUUGUGCUCGCUGUACCCACGGAGACCUCCAGCUGCAGCUGCACUGGGGGCAGGAGCAGCCCCACAUGGACACAGGCUUCCCCAUAGGCAGCUGGAAGGCCCGGGCGUGUGUGAGCACCAGGAGACGUCCCCCGAGGUACCGCAGACAGCCAGGUGCCCGGGCAGGAUGCCCUGCCAGACUGUCUUUGGAGGUUAUGACCAUCCUCUGUCGCUGUGAGAAUAUUGAGACGUCGGAGGGGGUCCCACUGUACGUAACAGGGGUUGCACAGGUGAAGAUCAUGACGGAGCGGGAGCUGUUGGCCGUGGCCUGCGAGCAGUUCCUGGGGAAGAACGUCCAGGACGUGAAGAACGUGGUGCUGCAGACGCUGGAGGGGCAUCUCCGCUCCAUCCUCGGCACCCUGACGGUUGAGCAGAUCUACCAGGACCGGGACCAGUUUGCCAAGCUGGUGCGGGAGGUGGCAGCCCCGGAUGUGGGCCGCAUGGGCAUUGAGAUCCUCAGCUUCACUAUCAAGGACGUCUAUGACAAGGUGGAGUACCUGAGCUCGCUAGGGAAGACACAGACGGCGGUCGUGCAGCGGGACGCGGAUAUCGGCGUGGCCGAGGCCGAGCGCGACGCUGGCAUCCGGGAGGCCGAGUGCAAGAAGGAGAUGCUGGACGUCAAGUUCAUGUCGGACACCAAGGUGGCUGACUCCAAGCGCGCUUUCGAGCUGCAGAAAGCUGCCUUCAGCCAGGAGGUCAACAUCAAGACAGCGGAGUCGCAGCUGGCCUACGAGCUGCAGGGCGCCCGGGAGCAGCAGAAGAUCCGGCAGGAGGAGAUGGAGAUCGAGGUGGUGCAGCGCCGGAAGCAGAUCGACAUCGAGGAGAAGGAGAUUGUGCGCAUGGACAAGGAGCUCAUUGCUACCGUCCGGCGGCCGGCUGAAGCCGAGGCCUUCCGCAUGCAGCAGAUCGCCGAGGGCGAUAAGGUGAAGCAGAUGCUGAUCGCGCAGGCGGAAGGUGAGAGGAUCCGGAAGAUCGGGGAGGCGGAGGCUGCCGUCAUCGAGGCCAUUGGCAAGGCCGACGCCGAGAAGAUGAAGCUGAAGGCUGAGGCCUUGCAGCAGUACGGAGACGCUGCCAAGAUGGCGCUGGUGCUGGAUGCGCUGCCGCAGAUCGCCGCCAAGGUGGCAGCUCCCCUGGCCAAGGUGGAGGAGAUAGUGAUCCUGAGCGGAGAUGGCAGCAAGGUGACGACGGCUGAAAUCCCUGCCUCCGUGCACGCCCUCACCGGAGUCGACCUGGCCAAGAUCCCCCUGAUCCAGAAAGCCACCGGGGCCCAGGCGUGAGCCCGGCCGGGCCGGCGGGCGGUGACGGCGCCCGCGCCGCACUCUGAUAUCCACUGCCUCGGACACUCGGGAACCCUUUCCUACCAGAGACGGUCGGAGUCCCCGUUUCAGCUCUGGUGCCUUAUUUUGUAGGACCAGGAGGAUGCAUGUUCCCUUCCGCUGGGGGUGGGUUUUGUAACGGGCCCUGUCUCUCGUCGUGUUCGUCCUGAGCGGAGCCACCCCGCCACUACCCCGGCAGCUUGUGUGGUCGUGGCAUCUCGGUGCCUUGCAGUUCUCUGUCCUCUGGCAGCUGGGGGCUGAGGCGGGCAGCCUGGCCUGGGCUGUGCAGACUGCCUCCCAGGGCCGGCCCCGCAGCCUUCUUGGAGCUGCUGGACGAGAAAGCUGAGGCCCCCCGCC
Alligator sinensis (Chinese alligator) is the source of this 2560-nucleotide messenger RNA. It is a transcript of the gene FLOT2, whose product is annotated as flotillin 2. The record is from RefSeq and is a predicted model, not a curated record. NCBI's taxonomy places the organism in Eukaryota, Metazoa, Chordata, Crocodylia, Alligatoridae. Gene Ontology annotation, cellular component: plasma membrane. Gene Ontology annotation, biological process: regulation of myoblast differentiation; protein localization to plasma membrane.